Molecule: messenger RNA, 5740 nt
Organism: Prinia subflava (tawny-flanked prinia)
Lineage: Eukaryota; Metazoa; Chordata; Aves; Passeriformes; Cisticolidae
Gene: SIK2
Product: salt inducible kinase 2
Exons: 16
Coding region: 103-2868 (921 amino acids)
Biological process (GO): protein phosphorylation; intracellular signal transduction
Cellular component (GO): cytoplasm
Molecular function (GO): protein serine/threonine kinase activity; ATP binding
Source: RefSeq, a predicted model, not a curated record
CGCGCGCGGUGACGCCGCUCGCUGGCGGAGGGGGCGGCGCGGCCCCGGGGGCGCCGCGCGGAGCCCGAGCCGGAGCCGCCGCCGCCGCCCCCCGAGCCCAGCAUGGUGAUGGCCGAGCCCCGGCGGCCCCCGGCGCUGCUGCCCCGCGGGCUCGGGCCCGUCCGCGUCGGCUUCUAUGACAUCGAGGGCACGCUGGGCAAGGGCAACUUCGCGGUGGUGAAGCUGGCGCGGCACCGCAUCACCCGCAGCGAGGUGGCAAUAAAAAUCAUCGACAAAUCUCAGCUGGAUGCUGUGAACCUGGAGAAGAUCUACAGGGAGGUGCAGAUAAUGAAGAUGCUCGACCACCCACACAUCAUAAAACUUUACCAGGUGAUGGAGACCAAGAGCAUGCUGUACCUCGUGACGGAAUUUGCCAAAAAUGGGGAGAUUUUCGAUUACCUGGCCAGCCACGGGCGCCUGAGCGAGCCCGAGGCGCGGCGCAAGUUCUGGCAGAUCCUGUCGGCGGUGGAAUAUUGCCACGGCAGGAAAAUCGUGCACAGGGACCUCAAAGCUGAGAACCUCCUGCUGGACAGCAACAUGAACAUCAAAAUUGCAGAUUUUGGCUUUGGGAAUUUCUACAAGAGCGGGGAGCCUCUGACAACGUGGUGUGGGAGCCCCCCCUAUGCAGCCCCAGAAGUCUUUGAAGGCCAGCAGUACGAGGGACCCCAGCUGGACAUUUGGAGCAUGGGGGUGGUGCUGUACGUGCUGGUGUGUGGAGCUCUGCCCUUCGACGGACCCACCCUGCCCAUCCUGCGGCAGAGAGUGCUGGAGGGGAGGUUCAGAAUCCCUUAUUUCAUGUCAGAAGAGUGUGAGCACCUGAUCAGGAGGAUGCUGGUGCUGGACCCGUCCAAACGUUUGAGCAUUGCCCAGAUCAAGGAGCACAAGUGGAUGCUGGUGGAGGUCCCUGCCCAGAGGCCCAUCCUGUACCCGGCAGGGGAGGAGAACGAGCCCUCCCUGGGCCAGUACAACGAGCAGGUCCUGAGGCUGAUGCACAGCCUGGGCAUAGACCAGCAGAAAACCGUGGAGUCCCUGCAGAACAAGAGCUACAACCACUUUGCUGCCAUUUAUUACCUGCUGGUGGAGAGGCUGAAGUCGCACCGGAGCAGCUUCCCCGUGGAGCAGCGCGUGGACGCGCGGCAGCGCCGGCCCAGCACCAUCGCCGAGCAGACCGUGGCCAAGGCACAAGCCGUGGUCCCCUCGGUGAACCUGCACUCCCAAAAUCCAAGGCUGCUGCAGUCCCCAGGGCUCCCCUCGGCCUCAGGAGCAGAAAGUUUCUCCUUCCCUCCCUCCAGGUGCCAGGGAGAGGCAGCUUUUAUGGAGGAGGAGAGGGUUGAGACACCAAAGGUGAACGGCUGCCUGCUGGAGCCCGUGCCUGCCGUGGUGAUGAGGAAAGGAUGCCAAUCCCUGCCCUCCAGCGUGAUGGAAACCUCGAUUGAUGAAGGGAUAGAGGCAGAGGGAGAGGCAGAGGAGGAUCCAGCUCAAGCCUUCGCCGCCCUGCAGGCAGCACGAGGGGGGAAGAGGCGGCACACCCUGGCUGAGGUCACCAACCAGCUGCUGAUGGUGCCAGGCACAGGGAAAGUUUAUUCCUUGGACGAGAACUCCUCCCUGGGCAGCAUCGACUCCGAGUACGACAUGGGCUCCAUCCAGAGGGACCUGAAAUUCCUGGGGGAGACGCCGUCCCUGAAGGAGAUGGUGCUGAGCAGCCAGCAGCCCCCGAGGGUGACAUCCCCCUUCCUGGGGCUCAGGCCUGCCAACCCAGCCAUGCAAGCCCUGAGCUCCCAAAAACGGGAGGCCCACAACCGCUCCCCCGUCAGCUUCCGCGAGGGCCGCAGGGCCUCCGACACCUCCCUCACACAAGGAAUUGUAGCAUUUAGGCAGCACCUCCAGAACCUGGCACGAACCAAAGGAAUCCUGGAGCUGAACAAAGUGCAGCUGCUGUAUGAACAAAUGGGGCCAGAGGAAGAACCCGCUCUGACAUCAGCUGCCAGCCAGCUGCAGGACCUCAUCAGCAGCCCUGCACAGGAGGAAGGCUCUCAGCAGCAGCAGGAGGCUCCAGCAGCUUUCCCCAGCGGUGCUCACCCCCCGCUGCUGUCCCGGAGGCAGAGCCUGGAGACGCAGUACCUGAAACACCGACUGCAGGUACCCCUGGCAACCCUGCAGGUACCCCUGGCAGCCCUGCAGGUACCCCUGGCAGCCCUGCAGAAGCCCACUCUGCUCUCCAAAGCUCAGAACACUUGCCAGCUCUACUGCAAAGAACUGCCCCGGAGUCUGGAACAGCAGCUCCAGGAGCACAGGCUGCACCAGAAGAGGCUGAUCCUGCAGAAGCAGUCCCAGCUGCAGGCCUACUUUAACCAGAUGCAGAUCGCCGAGAGCUCGUACCCGCGGGCCAGCCCGCUGCCCCUGCCCUGCCCCGAGGAGCUGCAGCCCCAGCAGCAGCAGCAGCAGCAGCAGCAGCAGCAGCAGCAGCAGCAGCAGCAGCAGCAGCAGCCAGCCCAGUUCAGCCUGCAGCAGCCCCUGAGCCCCGUGCUGGAGCCCUCCCUGGAGCCCUUCCUCCGGCAGUUCCCCAAGGAGCCGCUGGAGCCGCUGCCCCCCAGCCCGUCCCGGCCAGCGCAGCCCCUGCAGUUCCCCUUCCAGACUGGAGACGUGCCCGGGCCGGGCUCUGGCGAGCAGUGCCAGCUGCCCCAGGGCUCUGCAGCCCUGCCCGAGGGCUCGGCAGAGGCACAGCCCAGCUACGACCCCCUGCCCCUGGCAGAGCUGCCCGGACUCUUCGACUGUGAGAUGAUGGAGGCUGUGGAUCCCCAGCACGGGGGAUACGUCCUGGUCAACUAGCACGCAGUGGGAGGACAAAUGGAGAGAAGCAUGUGAAGUUUUGGUUGGGUUGUUUUUGGUUUUUUGGUUGUUUUCUUUUUUUUUUUUUUUCGUUCCUACCCACUCCUGGGAUUCGUGGGAGUUUUUCGACCCUUGAAUCGACAGGGGAACUGCAAAAAAUCCACCUGGCUGGAAGACAAAUUAAAAAUAAAAAAGAAGGCAGGAGGUGUUUGGCCCCAGUGGCAGGGGCUGGAGAACAGCGAGUGCAGCUUCAUCCCACAAAGUCUGCGUAGAAGGAGGCAAAAAAGGUGAAUUUCAGAAGAAGGAAAUAGCCCCUUCUAAAAAAAUCCGGGGAGUUUGUCAGCAUCCAUCCAACAUGCACUUGGAGAGGAGAGUGAGUGCACACUGAUCACACUUCUUGGCAAUAAAAGCAAUAGUUUCCAUUGAAAUUCAGGGUAGAUUCGGGUCUGCGCUGAUGGCAACUGAAAUCCUCUGGAGAACAGGAGCACGAGGUGGAAUUGAAGGGAAGUUGCACUUUGGUUGAGCUCCUGGUCUGGAGCUCCUCCAGAGCGUCUCAGGCAGCCUCCACUUCCUCCUGCUGGCACUAAACAGGAUUUCCCAGCCUGCCAAGGAGCUCUUCACUGCCUGCUGAAGGAAUCUGGAGCAAAGGACACCCUGACUUUGUCAAAAUUCCGUGUGGAGAGACCUCUGGGUGGGGAUGGGAAUUCUGGAGCAUCAACAGAAGGUAAGAGAGCCAUGAGAGAGAGAGCAAGAGCUGCAGGAAAUGGCAUUAAAAAUAAUAAAAUCCACCUGGGUGGCUUUUAAAAAUCACCCCCUUUUGCAGGAGGGUUUUGUCCUGGAGAAGUUCUGCUCGCUGGAAAGGAUCCACCCGUCCCUGGGUUGCAUUUUACAAAAAAAACAAAAAAACAAAAAACAAGCAAACAAAACUGUGUUUUGAAUUUGCAGUAUGUGUUGCUGGUGGUUUCUUGAGCUUUGUAUAUUUGGACAAUUAUUUAGGGUUUUAGAACUUUAAGGAUAAAAAACAAUGAGCUUAUAAAAAGUUAAAAAAACACCCCUGUGAAGUGAUAGUGCUGUGCCUUUUUCAGUUCUUUAUCAGCCUAUAUGCUUUUUUCUGAAGAAAGUAGACAAUACCCCAUUUAUAUCCCUGCUGUGGCCAAAGUCCCUUCAGAGCACACGUCCCACCGUGUGGGACAUGUUUUAACUUUUCUCAGUGUUUGAGUGGCUCGUGUAUAUAGGACACUGAAAGUAUCACAGCAAUACUCCAGCAUCAACCUGUGGAUGUGCCCACCGUUUCCAGGGAUGCUCCAGCUCCGGCAGGAGCUGCGUCUCCAGAACUUUCCAGUCAUAAAAUCCAAAUCAUAGGAGGGGGACGGCUCAGGGAGCUGCAGGAAGCUGAGGACUCCAGUUGGAAAUGGUGUGGGCCAGGCCAGUGGGCAGCUGGCCAGGCCAGCCCAUUCCUGAGCAAACAUUAAGCACAAUUGCAGCUUCAUCAAAGCACAAAGAGCCAGAGGAACUGUGCUGAUCACACCAGAGUUUGCUGGAAGGUUUGGUCUCUGAUACUGCCAAUCCUGAGGGCGCAGGGAGGAGGAUAAUCAGCGUUUACAGCAAUAAGACCACAUUAAAACAUGGAAAAGGAGGAGUUUAGGCACUGUGUGUGAAGGGAGGAAGGGUUUGACACAGGAAGGGUCCUGUGUGCUCAGGCAGAGGCAGCUCCUGUUCUCCGGAGCCUGCUCUGACACUGGCCCAGCCCAGAAGUGCUCAGCUUCUACCUCUGCUGUCACAGGGAUUCUCGAGGCAGCAGCAAAGGAGAGUUUAAGGGGCAGGGAUGAUGAGAUAAAGAUGGCCUGAAAGCUCUGCUUUCCACAGCUGAGAGAAAAGGAUUUUGUUGUGUGGUUUCCCUUCCGAAGGAAAUCUGACACAGCGGAACGCACAAACCCAGUGACAGCCAGGGAAACAGCCUGACAAAAACUGCAGCAGAACAGGGCAGGAACCGAGGGGGACACAGUCCUGUCCUUCCACUCCUCCUUCCCCAUCCCACAGCAUCACCCACAUGUUCUGGGGUGUGAAAUCCAUCCCAGCACUCGGAACUGGGCAGUGCACGCUGAUUCCAGCACACCCAGCACUCUGCAGGCUGCCCCAGUGCUGCUCCAGGAGCUGGGGGACUGCCAGAACAAGAACCACUUCCUUCCCCAUCCAGCUCCAGGAUCCUGCGCCUUUCAGGACUCAAAAGAUAAAAAUAAUUCCGUUCUGGAGUUCUGCAAUUCAUUUAUCAGGAUGUGCCAACCAGUCUGAGCUCCUCUGAGCUUUGCAGUGCUGGGCAGGGGGAAGCUGCAGUAUUUUUUAAUGUAGUUUAGACUGACUCUUUCCCCUCAGCCAAAAGCAUAUUUAACAUUUCAUGUAAUUUCCUUUAAGCCAAUUAGGACUAAAAGGCUUCUGAAGCCUUCUCUUACAGAGAGGAUCCAUUGGGCACCACUUCCCACUCCUUUGAAGUGGCUUUUUUGUUCCAAUCUGUUCUGUUCUAACAUUAGAGAACUGUGUACACUACUGUUAGAGUAAUUAUUAGCUUUAUUAUCUUGUACUACAGCCUCCUUUGAAGAGACUUUGGUGUGAUGUAUAUGGGGUACAAAUUUCAUACGGAGAAAAGUGCAAUAUGUGUGUGUGUGGUAUGUUCUUUAAUGUAUUUUUUUAAGGAUUUAGAGGGUUUAGUCUCUGCUUUGGGAUAAAUGCACUAGUUUUGUGAGCUCCAGUUUGGCAAGUUCAUCUGUAGUAUUUACAUGCAACUGAUCUGCUGGACUCUGUAAAGCAGUUACAGUGUAUUAAUACAAAAUAAAGAAUAUGUGCAUUUCAUUUUUUAAAUUUCUAGUGAGCUAAA